ACUUUCUUUUCCCUCUGAACUUCACCUCCAAUACCAUCAUACCUCCUUAAUAAGAAUCAGAAACUAGACACAAAGAACUUCAGCAACUAAAACCCAUAACAUCUUUCUCUCUCUCUCUCUCUCUCUCUCUGCAAUAAAUACAGUUUCUGCUAAAAAAAAACUUCCCUUUGAUAUGAAAAGUUUGAACCUUUUUCUUUCUCUCACACACAUGCUCAUAAGUCAUAACUUCUGAUUCUACUUCACUCUUGCUUCUUUCUUAAUCCAAGUUAUGGAAGAAACAGACGACUCCAAUGCAAACAAGAAAUGCACCACCAAGACAAGGAGUUUCAGAGGCAGAACCAAUCCUCACAAGCAUCAGUAUCAGCAUCAGCUGAUUCAAUACUCUAAUCAUUUUGGAUUCUGGAACCAAAACCAGUACAACCCAAGAUAUUACCCUGCUCUGCUUCCUUUACCUUCGCCUAUACCUUUACACCUAGCUCUAACUCCACCUCUCCCUCAAAACCAUAACUUUAGAUCAAAAACCCAUUUCCACAAACCUUCAUGUAAGCUCAAUAAUCCUCCUCUUGCUACCUCCUCUGAUACCCAACUCCCAGUUGUUACAAUUUCACCAGCUCCAGAGCCUGAGUGGGUUCAAAGGAGAAGCAAAGUAACCCCCAGAGGAGGUGAUGGAAGGAGGAUGAUGGCUGCCAAAACACAAGCACUAGUGGCCACAAAGAGACCAGACUCAGGUGGCGUAGAAGGACCAGUUAUCUCUCUCCUUGCCAAUCAUUUUCUGGUCCAGUUUGACCCAUCGCAGCGAAUUUUCCAUUACAAUGUCGAAAUGUCCCCUAAUCCAUCCAAGGAGGUUGCGAGAAUGAUCAAACAAAAACUGGUGGAGAACAACUCAGCUGUGCUCUGUGGCGCUUACCCUGCAUAUGAUGGCAGAAAGAAUCUUUACAGUGCUGUUGAAUUCCAAAAUGAUAGGCUUGAAUUCUUCAUAAGCCUCCCAAUACCCUCUAGCAAGUCACGGUUGCCAUAUGGAGAAUUCAAUGAUCUGAAACAAAAGCAACAACAGCUUAAACUGUUUCGAAUAAAUAUCAAACUUGUGUCAAAGUUUGAUGGGAAGGAAUUGAAUAGCUACUUGAGCAAAGAAGGUGAUGAUUGGAUACCCCUUCCUCAGGAUUAUCUCCAUGCUUUGGAUGUUGUCUUGAGGGAGAGUCCAAGUGAGAAGUGUAUAACCGUGGGAAGAUCACUCUAUUCGAGUUCGAUGGAAGGGACUAAAGAAAUUGGAGGAGGAGCUGUUGGAUUGAGAGGAUUCUUUCAGAGCCUUAGACCAACACAACAAGGACUAGCACUCAAUGUGGAUUCUUCUGUGAGUGCUUUCCACGAAAGCAUUGGAGUAAUUCCAUACUUGCAGAAGCGUCUCGAGUUUCUUAAAGACCUUCAUCAAAGGAAGACAAGGUGCUUGAGUGGUGAAGAAAAGAGAGAAGUGGAGAAGGCACUGAAGAACAUCAGAGUCUUUGUUUGCCAUAGAGAAACAGUUCAGAGAUACCGGGUUUAUGGAUUGACAGAGGAAGCUACUGAAAACCUCUGGUUUCCAGACAGGGAUGGGAAGAAUAUAAGGCUUCUGAGUUACUUCAAGGAUCACUACAACUAUAAUAUACAAUUCCGAAACCUACCUUGUUUGCAAAUAAGUAGGAGCAAACCAUGUUAUCUUCCUAUGGAGCUCUGUAUGAUUUGUGAAGGCCAGAAGUUUCUUGGGAAGCUUUCUGACGAUCAAACAGCAAGAAUACUUAAGAUGGGUUGCCAAAGACCAAAAGAACGAAAAGCCAUUAUAGAUGGAGUGAUGCGGGGACCUUUUGGUCCAAGUGGCAACAGAGGAAGCGAAUUCAAACUUCAUGUCUCAAGGGAAAUGACAAGGUUAAACGGGAGAAUUCUCCAACCUCCCAAGCUAAAGCUCGGCGAUGGUGGGCAUAUAAGAGAUCUUGUUCCUUCUCGCCAUGAUCGUCAGUGGAAUUUUCUUGACAGUCAUGUCUUUGAAGGAACCCGAAUUGAAAGAUGGGCGCUUAUAAGUUUCGGUGGCACCCCUGAUCAGAAGGCCAGCAUUCCAAAGUUCAUAAAUCAGCUAUCUCAAAGGUGUGAGCAAUUGGGCAUCUUUCUUAACAAAAACACAAUAUGCAGCCCUCAGUUUGAACCAACCCAAGUGCUUAACAAUGUCUCUCUCUUGGAAUCUAAACUCAAGAAAAUCCAUGAAUCUGCCUCGAACAAUCUCCAGCUACUGAUUUGUAUAAUGGAGCGAAAGCACAAAGGAUACGCAGAUUUGAAGCGAAUAGCUGAAACAAGUGUUGGGGUGGUAAGCCAGUGUUGCUUGUACUUAAACCUUAGCAAGUUGAGUUCACAGUUUCUAGCAAAUUUGGCUCUCAAGAUCAAUGCCAAAGUUGGUGGAUGCACAGUAGCUUUGUACAACUCAUUACCGUCACAGAUACCUCGCCUUUUUCAGCUUGAUGAGCCAGUUAUCUUUAUGGGUGCAGAUGUUACUCAUCCCCACCCACUAGAUGAUGUUAGUCCAUCUGUUGCUGCUGUGGUUGGCAGCAUGAACUGGCCAGCAGCAAACAAGUAUGUGUCAAGGAUGAGGUCCCAAACACAUCGACAAGAAAUUAUCCAAGAUCUUGGAGCAAUGGUUGCGGAAUUGCUAGAUGACUUCUACCAUGAAGAAAACAAACUCCCGAAGAGAAUAAUCUUCUUCAGAGAUGGGGUAAGCGAAACUCAAUUUUAUAAGGUGCUUCAAGAGGAAUUGCAAUCCAUUAGAGAAGCUUGUUCAAAAUUUCCUGGUUAUAGUCCUCCCAUUACAUUUGCAGUGGUACAAAAGAGACAUCACACAAGGUUGUUUCCAUGUGAUAACGAUCCAUCUUCGACUCAGAACCAGAUUUCCAAUGACAACAUUCCCCCAGGGACAGUUGUAGAUACUGUGAUAACUCACCCAAGGGAAUUUGAUUUCUAUCUUUGUAGUCAUUGGGGGGUGAAGGGAACAAGCAGGCCAACUCAUUACCAUAUCUUAUGGGACGAUAACCAUUUCACUUCCGAUGAACUACAGAAGUUGGUUUACAAUCUCUGCUACACAUUUGUGAGAUGCACCAAACCUGUUUCCUUGGUGCCCCCUGCUUAUUAUGCCCACCUGGCUGCAUAUAGAGGCAGACUUUACCUUGAGCGAUAUGAGUCUUCAACCUUCAUGGGAAGUUCUUCCACCAUCUGUCGAGCUGCCCCUCCAAAGGCAACUCCUCUUCCCAAACUUAGUGAGAAUGUUAAAAAGCUAAUGUUCUACUGCUAAUUUUCUUGCACCAACUUUGCAUAUCUAGAAUUCUCUGUACACUAAUAAAUUGGAAGAAAUUGAUCACUGUUGCUGGCUAUCUCUCAAUGUUAAAGAGUAGACAAAUAAUUGAAGGCUUAACUAAAUCAAGCAAAUAUAGAGUAAA
Molecule: messenger RNA, 3452 nt
Organism: Pistacia vera
Lineage: Eukaryota; Viridiplantae; Streptophyta; Magnoliopsida; Sapindales; Anacardiaceae
Product: protein argonaute 7-like
Exons: 3
Coding region: 269-3307 (1012 amino acids)
Biological process (GO): regulatory ncRNA-mediated post-transcriptional gene silencing
Cellular component (GO): cytoplasm
Molecular function (GO): RNA binding; protein binding
Source: RefSeq, a predicted model, not a curated record